AUGGCAAAGCUUUUCGAGGAGGUGGUGAGUGGAAACGUGGGGCCGGCCUCCACUGCGGACAUCAUCAUCCACUUCGGGCCUCCAAGUGGCCUGGACCACCCUCCGCAGCUCGCAACACCGCCUGUUGCUGAGGUGUCUGAACUGAAGGAGGUCAAGCCCCGUGAGCAUUUGGAUCAUUCGAAGGUGAUCUCUAUGCUGCUGACCGACACAGGGCUAGUUCGGAGGGAACCGCAGCCGCAUCACAGAAGCAUCGUGAAAUGUGAGACGACUCAGGGAGCAAUCACGAUUGAACUGGAUUCCAUGCAGUCUCCACAAGGAGCGCGGAGGUUGCUGGAUUUGGUUCGUGACGGCUUCUUCUCCGACCAAGCGAUUUUCAAAGCGGUGAGAGGCUUUGUGGCACAGUUCGGCAUCAGCGACAACAGCGACAUGAAUGAAAAGUGGUCGCCGACUAUUCCAGAUGAUGAGAGGACACAAGGAAGUUUCAUUCCGAAAGGCACUGUUUUCCUGGCUGCAGAUCGGCCCAACGCUAGAAGCACGCAAGUUGCUGUGGCACUGGCGGAUCUCUCGCUGACGGAGCACGGACGGAGGCCCAUCGCCCCUUGGGAGACACCGAUCGGCCGGGUCGAUUUGGCUGAUCUGCCUGUGCUUGAUCGUCUCUUCACCGGUUAUGCGGAUGGCGUGGACGAGAAGGAGCUACUUCGGAACGGGAAUUCCUACGCGCGGGAGUUUUACCCGCGUCUGGACUUUGUCAAGCACUGCAACGUUCCAGGAGAUCCAGUAUCUGAGCUGGCCAGCCUGAGGGCCUCCCCUUCGAGUGGAGUGAUGGGCUGUGGCACAUCGCCCGGUGGAUUUCAGCAAGCAAGUCCGAGGCCUGGAUUGGCCAUGCACUCCAGCCCUAUGUCGCCGAACAGGACAACGCGCAGUGGGUGGAUGCACGGUGCAGGAAAUGAGCAGAUGCACGUGGCUGGCCAGAUGCCCCUGCGAUGUCACAGCCUGCUGCUUCGCACACAGCCAGUGUUGCUCGACCGACUUCUAGCACAGCAGGAGUGCAGGUUCGGCCAUGCCAUGGCAGACGUCCAGGGCAGUGUUGCCACCACCAGUCCGACAGUUUCGGCACAGUUCGGAGGUUAUCCGUCGAGCACAGGCAGUUCCACUAGUGCUGAGCCUCGGGAGCCCCCGCCCGCCUCCGCGGCGGCGGCUGCGGCGGCCGAGGCGGCAGCGGCGGCGGCCUGGCCUGACAAGGACUUCGCCGUCCUCCCGGAUCCGGUCCAAGAGCCUGCAGAGGCGGUCUGCGACGUUCAAGACCCGGUUCAGGAUCAGGUUCAAGACCAGGGCAGUGUGGACGCCUCCUCCGCGCGUGGCGCCUCCGUCGACCGCUGCUCUGGGGCGCCGGCACAGGUGGAGGCCGUGAACUCUCCGCGGACGGCCACGGCAGGCCCAGCGCCGGAAAAGCCGGUCGAGGUGACAGUGGACGAUGAGCCCGAGGUCUUCCUCGAAAUGAUCAGAUUCGUCUACUUAAACACCUGCCAUGUGGAUCAGUCCAACGUGAAGGCUUUGCUGCACAUUGCGGACAAGUACUGCAUCGAGGACAUUGUAAAGCACUGCUUGCAGUGGAUGCAAGACCAAUUCACAGCCGGCCUCUUCUACCACAUGCUUACCGUGAAAAUGUCCAACGAGCAUUUCGGUAGGCUGCUGUGGAACAGCUUAUUGAAGGCGCUGAGGAGUCGACGUCAUUUCUCAUUGGUCACAGCAGAUGCCGAAGAGCACUUUGAGAAGCUGCCAGUGUCCUUCGUGGAAGCUUUGCUCAGCUCCGACGAGCUGCCCGUCGUCAGCGAGAUCGAGGUCAUCCACCUGAUCGCUCGUUGGGCCAAGGGCGCCCUGGCACAGCAGGAGCGGAAAAUGGGCUCCCAUGAUGACGAGCUAGAGAGAAACUCCCACGAGGAUGGCGACGGACAUUAUCCGGAGGACGAGACCCACGAUGGAUAUUCCGACGUGGGCAGUGGGCAGCAGAUGGGUGCUCCUGUGGGCAGCGAU
Symbiodinium necroappetens is the source of this 2034-nucleotide messenger RNA. The record is from the annotation of a GenBank genome assembly. Lineage: Eukaryota; Dinophyceae; Suessiales; Symbiodiniaceae.